Messenger RNA from Eucalyptus grandis, 761 nucleotides. Its product is annotated as mitogen-activated protein kinase kinase kinase 1-like. The coding region runs from base 40 to 531 and encodes 163 amino acids. The record is from RefSeq and is a predicted model, not a curated record. The transcript is spliced from 5 exons. Gene Ontology annotation, biological process: protein phosphorylation. NCBI's taxonomy places the organism in Eukaryota, Viridiplantae, Streptophyta, Magnoliopsida, Myrtales, Myrtaceae. Gene Ontology annotation, molecular function: ATP binding; protein kinase activity.
GAGGGUGAUUAUAACAUUUUAUAUAUUCUACUGACAGCUAUGCUGGUUUCUCAUGCUUCCAGUUUCUUCUUCUGUAGGGAUAUUAGAUGUGUUAACAUACUGGUUGAUGUGUGGGGAUCUGUGAAACUUGCAGAUUUUGGAUUGGCAAAGGCAAUCAAAAUGAAUGAUGCUAAAUCCUGCAAAGAAUCUGCUUUAUGGAUGGCACCUGAGGUCGUCAACCUAAAGAACAGAGGCUAUGGGUUGGCAGCUGAUAUCUGGAGCCUAGGGUGCACUGUUUUAGAGAUGUUAACCCGCCAGCCUCCAUAUUCCCACUUAGAAGGAAUGCAAGCUUUGUUCAGAAUUGGCAAGGGUGAACCUCCUCCAGUUCCAGAUUCUUUAUCAAGAAAUGCUCGAGACUUCAUCCUCAGAUGCUUCCAAGUAAACCCGAAUAAUCGGCCUUCCGGAGCACAGUUGCUAGACCAUCCCUCUGUAACGAAGCCACCUACUUCUUCUGGUUUUGCCUCACCUCGUCUCAACAACACACGGUCAUAAGGUUUUGCUAGGCCAUCCCUUUUGGUCCAUUGCUGAAGAGAGAUUACGAUCCCAGCACCUCAGCCUCCUCCCUCGCCCUCUCCAGCACCAUCGGCGGCUGGAAUUGUCACUGGAAACAUGUCGACAACCGGUGAACCUGCCCGAUUCUCAUAGAGGUUAUGAUCCCACCGAUUCUAGUUUCUUCCUAAUUUCCUCCAAAUUUUCUCAAUUUUAAGUCUUGGUGUAAUAUU